AUGAUUUACUAUUUUAAAGAAAUCGAAUAUUCAUUGACCAAUAUGUAUAUAACAUCAUCAUCAUCAUCAUCAUCAUCAUCAUCAUCAUCAUCAUCAUCAUCAUCAUCAUCAUCAUCAUCAUCAUCAUCAUCAUCAUCAUCAUCAUCAUCAUCAUCAUCAUCAUCAUCAUCAUCAUCAUCAUCAUCAUCAUCAUCAUCAUCAUCAUCAUCAUCAUCAUCAUCAUCAUCAUCAUCAUCAUCAUCAUCAUCAUCAUCAUCAUCAUCAUCAUCAUCAUCAUCAUCAUCAUCAUCAUCAUCAUCAUCAUCAUCAUCAUCAUCAUCAUCAUCAUCAUCAUCAUCAUCAUCAUCAUCAUCAUCUCAUCAUCAUCAUCAUCAUCAUCAUCAUCAUCAUCAUCAUCAUCAUCAUCAUCAUCAUCAUCAUCAUCAUCAUCAUCAUCAUCAUCAUCAUCAUCAUCAUCAUCAUCAUCAUCAUCAUCAUCAUCAUCAUCAUCAUCAUCAUCAUCAUCAUCAUCAUCAUCAUCAUCAUCAUCAUCAUCAUCAUCAUCAUCAUCAUCAUCAUCAUCAUCAUCAUCAUCAUCAUCAUCAUCAUCAUCAUCAUCAUCAUCAUCAUCAUCAUCAUCAUCAUCAUCAUCAUCAUCAUCAUCAUCAUCAUCAUCAUCAUCAUCAUCAUCAUCAUCAUCAUCAUCAUCAUCAUCAUCAUCAUCAUCAUCAUCAUCAUCAUCAUCAUCAUCAUCAUCAUCAUCAUCAUCAUCAUCAUCAUCAUCAUCAUCAUCAUCAUCAUCAUCAUCAUCAUCAUCAUCAUCAUCAUCAUCAUCAUCAUCAUCAUCAUCAUCAUCAUCAUCAUCAUCAUCAUCAUCAUCAUCAUCAUCAUCAUCAUCAUCAUCAUCAUCAUCAUCAUCAUCAUCAUCAUCAUCAUCAUCAUCAUCAUCAUCAUCAUCAUCAUCAUCAUCAUCAUCAUCAUCAUCAUCAUCAUCAUCAUCAUCAUCAUCAUCAUCAUCAUCAUCAUCAUCAUCAUCAUCAUCAUCAUCAUCAUCAUCAUCAUCAUCAUCAUCAUCAUCAUCAUCAUCAUCAUAAAUAA
Messenger RNA from Schistosoma bovis, 1077 nucleotides. Lineage: Eukaryota; Metazoa; Platyhelminthes; Trematoda; Strigeidida; Schistosomatidae. The record is from the annotation of a GenBank genome assembly.